AGUUUAUCCUUUUGUAGUAAAAGCCAUCCUCAUAAUGACGUCCCUUUCAAAAAAACAGCUCUUCAACCAAUUCCUUUCAUCUCUACUCAUCUUCCUCCUUGUGGCCAUCAUCCCUGAUUUGGUUUGUUCAUCCACUGCUUCCGUAACUUCUCCUUUUACUUACACUAACAGUAAGGUUAAGAUAACAGAGGAAAGAAAGGAAGCAAAGGCUCUUCUAAACUGGAAAAUUAGCCUUCACAUCAAAAGCCAGUCUCUCUUGUCCUCUUGGACUGGAACCACUCCUUGCAAUUGGGUUGGAAUAAAUUGCGACAAGUCUGGAAGUGUCACCCAUCUACACCUUUCAGGUUACGGUUUGAGAGGUACGCUUCACAAUCUCAGCUUUCAAUCCUUCCCCAAUCUACUAAAUCUUGACCUUUCUUACAACUCACUAUUUGGAACCAUCCCCUCAAAUAUUUCUCAGCUCUCUAAACUCUCUGUUCUUAACCUUACUGCUAAUCAAUUCAUCAAGAGGAUUCCAUUUGAAAUAGGCCAAUUGAAAAGCCUUCACAUCAUUGACCUUUCUAUGAACCAUAUGACUGGCCUUAUUCCUCAAGAAUUAGGAGAGUUAAGUUCUUUGAAUGAGCUUGAUUUAUCAUCAAACCUUCUCACUGGUGUCAUCCCGACUUCUCUUAAAAACUUAUGCAAUCUAACCAUUCUAUAUCUUUUUGAGAACCAACUUUCUGGUUCCAUCCCUCAAGAAUUAGGAAUGCUAAAUUCUUUGAGUGAACUUGCAUUAUCAUCAAACAAUCUCACGGGUGUCAUCCCUGCUUCUUUUGAGAACUUAAGAAAUCUAACCUCUCUAUAUCUUUAUGAUAACCAACUUUCUGGUUCCAUCCCUGCUUUUCUUGGAAACUUAAGCAAUCUUACCGUUCUAGAUAUCGGUAACAACAAGCUUUCGGGUUCCAUCCCUCAAGAAUUGGGAAUGCUAAGUUCUCUAAGUAAACUUGCGUUAUCAUCAAACAAUCUCACGGGUGUCAUCCCUGCUUCUUUUGAAAAUUUAAGCAACCUAACCACUCUAUAUCUUUAUGAAAACCAACUUUCUGGUUCCAUUCCUCAAGAAUUAGGAAUGCUAAGUUCUUUGAGUGACCUUGCGUUAUCAUCAAACAAUCUCACGGGUGUCAUCCCUGCUUCUUUUGGAAACUUAAGCGACCUAACCACUCUAUAUCUUUAUAAAAACCAACUUUCGGGCUCCAUCCCUCAGGAAUUGGGAAUGCUAAGUUCUUUGAGUGACCUUGCGUUAUCAUCAAACAAUCUCAUGGGUGUCAUCCCUGCUUCUCUUGGAAACUUAAGCAAUCUAACCACUCUAUAUCUUUCUGAGAACCAACUUUCAGGUUCCAUCCCUGCUUCUCUUGGAAACUUAAGCAAUCUAACCACUCUAUAUCUUUAUGAGAACCAACUUUCUGGUUCUAUCCCUCAAGAAUUAGGAAUGCUAAGUUAUUUGAGUGACCUUGAGUUAUUAGCAAACAAUCUCACAGGUGCAAUCCCAAUGUCAUUUGGAAACUUAAGCAAACUGAGUGUUCUAUAUCUUCAUAUGAACCAACUUUCAGGUUCCAUCCCUCGAGAAUUUGGAAUGAACAAUCUUACUCAAUUGAAGAAGUUCGAUUUAUUUGAAAACCAAUUCACUGGUCACUUACCAGACAAUGUGUGCCUUGGUGGAUUGCUUGAGCACUUCGCUGUAGGAGAGAAUCAUUUUAUUGGUUCAAUACCAAAAUCCUUGAGAAACUGCACCAGCCUAGUUAGAGCCCGACUUAAUAGAAAUCAGCUUACUGGAAAUCUAGGCGAAAGUUUUGGUGUAUACCCACAUUUAGAAUACAUGGAGUUGAGUAAUAACAAAUUUUAUGGUGAGCUUUCAAGGAAUUGGGGGAAAUGUCAAAAAUUGACAAGCCUAAAAGCCUCUAACAAUGAUAUUUCAGGUAGAAUAUCUCCUGAGCUUGGAGAUGCAACUCAAUUACAUGUGCUCGAUCUCUCAUCAAAUCAGCUAAAUGGGGAAAUCCCAAAGGAAUUAGGUAACUUGACACUUUUGAUAGACCUUUAUCUAGAUAAUAAUAAACUUUCUGGACAUAUUCCUAACAAUUUGGGAAUGCUAUCAAAUCUGGAGCAGCUAAAUCUUGCUAGAAAUAGUCUAAAUGGCCUAAUUCCCAAACUAGAGAAUUGUAAAAAAUUGUGGGUCUUGAAUUUGAGCAACAAUCACUUAAGCAAAUUUAUUCCGCUUCAAAUUAGCAAUUUUCACUUUCUCCAAGAUCUUGAUCUUAGCCAAAAUUUAAUAGCGGGAGAGAUACCACAACAACUUGGAGAUUUGAAAACAUUAGAAAUUUUGAAUCUUUCUCACAAUGCACUCUUUGGCUCUAUUCCAUCUAGUUUUGUUCAAAUGAUAAGCUUAAUAUCCGUUGAUUUGUCCUACAAUCAACUGAGCGGUCCUAUUCCGAAUACUAAAGCAUUUCGUGAGGCAUCAAUAGAAGCAUUUAGAAAUAAUAAGGGAUUGUGUGGCAAUGCCACUGGUUUGAAGGCUUGCCCCUCUAAAAUUAGCCACAAUCCCCAUGCCAAAAGGGGGAAUAAAUUUACUAAACUGAUCUUAGCCGUUUUGGGGCUUGUCUUCCUCAUAUUUAUCAUUUUUGGAAUUAUGUUAUAUGUUUGCUCAAGAAAGAAAAAGACAAAAAACAAUCUAGGAGAAGCAGAACAUCAAAAUAUGUUUUUAGUAUGGAGCUAUGAUGGGAAAAUGGUUUAUGAAAAUAUUAUUGAGGCAACAAAGGAUUUUGAUGACAAACAUUGUAUUGGUGUUGGGGGGCAUGGAGUUGUUUAUAAAGCUGUGUUGCCAACGGGUCAAGUUGUUGCUAUAAAGAAAUUCCAUCCACUCUCAGCAGACAGUGUGGUCAAUCUUAAAGCUUUCACUAGUGAGAUAUGUAGUCUAACUGAAAUAAGACAUCGCAACAUCGUCAAACUUUAUGGCUUUUGCUCACAUCGACGGCAUUUGCUUUUAGUUUAUGAGUUCUUGGAAGGUGGGAGCUUGGAAAAGAUACUAAAUAAUGAUGAAUUAGCACCAGAAUUUGAUUGGGCUAAGAGGCUAAAUGUUGUAAAAGGUGUGGCAAGUGCUUUGUCUUAUAUGCAUCAUGACUGCUCUCAUCCAAUAAUUCACCGUGACAUAUCAAGCAAGAAUGUUCUACUAGAUUCUAAAUAUGAAGCUCAUCUCUCUGACUUUGGCACAGCUAGGAUUAUGAGCUCUGACACUUCUUAUUGGACUUCUUUUGCUGGCACCAUUGGAUACACUGCUCCAGAAUGUGCAUACACAAUGGAAGUGAGUGAAAAGUGUGACGUUUAUAGCUUUGGUGUAGUCACAUUGGAAGUACUUAUGGGAAGGCAUCCGGGCAAUUUGAUCUCAUCAUUGCUAUCAUCAUCAUUUGCAUCAUCGUCCCAUGAUUUGCUACUAGAAGAUGUAUUGGAUGAACGUCUUGCGUAUCCUACAAAUCAAGAGUUGGAGAAGGUGGUUUUAGUGGCAAAGAUAGCGUUAACAUGCUUGCACACCAGUCCACAAUCUCGUCCAACCAUGCAACAAGUUUAUCAGAAGCUAUCAAAUUGGAAAUCUCCUUUCACAAAGCCGUUGUGCAUGAUCACGUUAAGAGAUCUCAUUGAUCUUGGCAAUCUCAAUUAAGCUUCAUAAGUGUUUACAUAUUCUCAUUCGUCGGCUUAGAUCGUGAAUCUCUACUCUCCUGUGAGGCCGUGACACUCAGCCACCCAUAUCAUCAGCAGCUUCAUUAUUCAUCUACUACUGCAAGAACGCCAUCUUCAACGUGUUAAAGUCUCCAUCUCACUGUCAGACCCUCCAUGCCUCUAGCCUAUCCAAUCAUGACGAAGCUCUAACACCCUAAAGGAAGUGGAGUUCUUUCUUUCUUCUACUUCUUCACUUUUGCGAUCCGAAAGUUCUCAAAGUGUGGGAAACCAGGUUGGUCAAAGUAAAUCAGAACAUUGUCUUCAAACUAUUCCUGAUAUGUUCAUGGUUUCCUUCUAUUUUAUUUAUAGUUCUUAUUGAUUAUGUUUAUUUGAGACUAUUUCUAUGUGAGAUGUCAACAUAUUAGAAGGUGAGAAGGGGAAAAGAUGGAGGCUUACUUUUUGCUUAUCAUGAUGUUCUCCAAAACCUGCCUUCUGUUUCAAAAAAACAUAAUUAUGAUUUUAGUAAUUUCUCUUUUUACUGUUCUGAAAUCCUUCCUAGUUGGCACUACACAUUUGUAUAAGGUUAUUAGGUUCUAGAGAAUUAGUUCUUCUCAAGAGACCCCAUCUGCCAUGCUGCAGGUAUCUUCACACUUGAUUUGAAUGGAAGCAAGCAUUUUCUGUUUCAGUUGGUAAUGUAUGAAUAUGCAGGGAAUCCAUUGGAAAGAAAUGAAAGAAACUCAAAAGAUAAGACAAAGGAAACAGGAGAAACUAAACUAUAAAGGGAAGCCUUAACUUAAAUAGGAGGCAUGGGAUGUGCUGAGCUCAAAUUACCAGCUUGCUUUGAUUAAGAUCCUUUUACAACCCAGUUAGUUUUCGCUACCAAGAUAUUUUUUUCCCUUUUUAUUAAGCUCAAAAAUUGUAACAUGUUAUACAACAGAUGUUUGGGGUGCAGCCCGUGCAGGUGAAAUAAGCCCAAGAAGAUUGGAAUAACAAAACAUAGUAACAUGCAAUUUGUAUCCAACAUCAUGAAUAAACACUUGCUAUACAAAAAUAAAAAUUGUAUGAAGCACAAGGCUUGACUUGGACAAGUUCUAAGGACACAAAACAAGUUCUAAGGACACAAACUUAAAUGCCCCAACUUUUUUGAUGAAAAGGGUGUAUAAUAUUUUCAAAAAAAAAAAAAGUCUGAAAUAUUCUCUUUGUCAUGUAUGUCUUAGAACUAAAAUAAUCUAAUUAGGUUAGUAGAACUCUCAAUUAAAUGCCGAGCAACUGGUAAUAUUUUGUUAAUUUACAAAAGGAUUUGAAGAAAAAAGAUUGUCCCAUCUUCAAAUGAAAUCUUCUACUUCUGUUGAUACUAGCCAUGAUUGUAGCUAGAAAUUCGUAAUAGGUUUGGUUAUUGUAUUCAAGUUUUUGGCCUUGUGGAGCUAUUCUUCUAUAGUAUUUUUUGUUCUAUUAGUUUUGUACAUAUGGUUUCUUGCUUACUACCUAAAGAAGCAUUCAUGGUAAAUUGUUAAUUUGCUUUCUUUUAUUUAUUUAUUUUAUUUUUUUGGUUGCUGUGAUGGUCAUAGCU
Molecule: messenger RNA, 5254 nt
Organism: Quercus robur (English oak)
Lineage: Eukaryota; Viridiplantae; Streptophyta; Magnoliopsida; Fagales; Fagaceae
Product: probable leucine-rich repeat receptor-like protein kinase At1g35710
Exons: 4
Coding region: 35-3685 (1216 amino acids)
Biological process (GO): protein phosphorylation
Molecular function (GO): protein binding; ATP binding; protein kinase activity
Source: RefSeq, a predicted model, not a curated record